AGCUUUGCGACUGAUUGUGUUCCUUAACUAGGGUUCUCUUGUUUCCCUUCCUUACUUUCUCCCUUCUCUUCAAUGGCGACCGCAGGAACAAUGCAGCAGAGCAGUGCAUCAGGGAAACCGGGGCUCAGAAAGCCAGUGUUCAUCAAAGUGGACCAGCUCAAGCCCGGCACCAAUGGCCACACCUUGAUUGUCAAGGUGAUUUCUUCAGACAUGGUCUUGCAGAAGGGUCGAUCGGUGUCUCAUCACCUCCGCCAGACCCGCAUCGCUGAGUGCCUUGUUGGGGACCAGACGGGUACCAUUGUUUUCACAGCGCGCAAUGAACAAGUUGAUUUGAUGAAGCCUGGUACAACAGUUAUUCUUCGCAAUGCAAAAAUCGACAUGUUUAAAGGAUCUAUGAGGCUAGCUGUUGACAAAUGGGGCCGUGUUGAGGCCACAGACCCUGCAAAUUUCAUAGUAAAGGAGGAUAACAAUCUCUCUCUAGUUGAAUAUGAGCUGGUGAACGUGGUUGAGGAAUGACUGGGAUUCUUACCUGCCUUAUAUAAGCUUUUAAAGUAAAAAAGAGCAGCUACAGCCUUUUCCGGAGUAUCAAUAGGUGGUUUCUUUAUUUUAAGCAUGGUAUAUGUAGACUGGGUGUAGAAUCAGAACAACUGCUGUUCAUGUCUUUCUUCUUGACUCCCUUGACGUAGGGUUUUUUAGGGUAUCUGCAGGACAAACUUGGAUCCUUGGCCAUGGAGAAGUUGGAAAAUGUAAAGACGUUGUUAAUGAUAUAAGUUUCUAGUUUGAACUUCACCUUCUGUGAUGGAUUUGAAUUUAUGAAAUAUAUAUUCGAUAUUGGG
Rubroshorea leprosula is the source of this 836-nucleotide messenger RNA. NCBI's taxonomy places the organism in Eukaryota, Viridiplantae, Streptophyta, Magnoliopsida, Malvales, Dipterocarpaceae. The record is from the annotation of a GenBank genome assembly.